ACUUUCCCGUUGGAGCACAUGCAGCACGUGAGCUUCUUCAACCGAUAGACCCUAGGAGAUCUUUAUACAUGUAGACCUAAAUGUCUAUAUAAAUUGAAAACAAAUGGAGAAGAAGCCUCUGUGGUUGCAGCCAGUUCGUCAACUUCGUGUUUACAGCAACGAAGCCAUUAUUUUUCAGGAACUGGUAUGUUCACACUAUGGUUCCCAAGAAGAAAAAUGUGGUGGUUGUUUUGGAUACAAGUGGGUCGAUGAAAAUGGCUGUUAACGGAAUCAGAAGUCCUGCGGGGACACCCAGUAAAGGCACUGUCGCGAGGGAGGCGGCAAUGACGGUUAUCGGGACGCUCAGCGCCACAGAUCAUGUGGGUGUGGUUACAUUUAACAGUAAUGCCUUGUCCUCCAUGUGUUCCCCCCACCAAAACAGUCAGGGGAUCCACAUGAUGGUGCCAGCUACCAGUGACAACUUGGAUGCUCUUCAAGAUCUCAUCAACAGUUCAUUGCCCACUGGUUUCACCAAUUAUGGGAAUGCAUUCUCUAAGGCCUUCCAGCUUCUGAGCCGCUCCAAGCAAAUACACCCAAAACAGUUUGAGGAAUCCCUGGACAUGAUUUUGUUCCUGACAGAUGGCACGCCAGAUGACAAACCUGAUGAUAUUCUCGAGGAGAUUGCUAAAGGACAGGCUCUCAUGACCCAUUCUGUACAUGUGUUUGUCUAUGCCCUGGGAGAUGAAAUCUUUCACACUGAAACUCCGGAAAGCUUCCUGAUACAACUUGCUGAUCAGAACAACCUGGUACUCAACAACAGCUUCAGAAACAUGUCCAAACUGAAACUGAAAUGGCCUAUAUUGCUGGAUCUGCAGGACAAUGACAAGCCUGCUGGACCAGUGGGGAACAUCUUCUUCGUUGACAACAGCGAGGGGCAUAAUCUGGCGAGGAUCAUGGGUGAAUACUACUCCCAUUUCCAGGCCAACAGCAGCUCGAAUGUUACCUUCAGUGUCCCCCACAGGGAGCCCAUUACAGGUGUGAAGAUGACCCUCAGUUUGCCGACGCUGGACAGUAGUGGACGCUUCUUCGGUGUCGCAGCGGUAGAUGUUCUUUUAGAGUUGACGUUUUAUGAAGUGGCUCACUUCCACCUCGGCAAAGACAGCUAUGCAUUCUUAGUGGGAAAUUCAGGUGUGGUGUAUCUUCACCCUGAGUUAGCUGUCGGGGGUCGAGAUCUGGACAUCUACACGGUGGACCAACUGGAACCAGGACUGUCAGCCGCUGCUAUUUAUAACAUCACCAAUGGACUGGAAGGUCAAGACAUUGUUAAGAAAUCGGUAGAUCAGGUGCAGAAGGCAGCUGUGUGUUACUAUAGACCUCUGUCAGGAUUCAGCAGCGACUUCAUGGUUGCCCUGGUGAUAUUUGAAGACGACAUUAAACAAAAACAGCUACAGAGUGCCGAUUCUAACAGCUUUCCAGACUUCCUUUACCACCGACAAGGCUUCAUCAAUACCACAUUAGUUGGUCACGAGGAUGUUUGUUAUCGGGACCAAGCACUGGUCAUUUUAGCAAAUGCUACAAUCAAGUUUGCCCCGGGUUCCUUCUGGGACCUGGAGAAGAGUUUGAUGUAUGAGCAGAACAAAAGCUACUCAGAGGCUCACAAUAUCUUCAAGAACACAACAGGAUUUUCACAGCAUGCAGGAGUGACAGAGUCCGUGGCGGGUGAUGUGUUGCUGAUGAACAAAAUUGAUGACCAUUGGAAGAUACCUACAGAUGCUAUAUGGAGGUAUAUUGGGACAGAGAAUGGGGUUUUUAAGGUUUUUCCUGGAACACUAGUACCUGACAUCCUGUAUGACCCCCGAGAGGACCGCUGGUACACAACUGCAGUUAGUCAAUCUCAGAAGUACGUAUUUAUAGCUCACCCUGACCAGAACACAUCUCUCGUCACGCUGGCCAAAGCAUUCCAUCAAACGAGUAAAUCUGUUCAUGGAGUGAUAGCAGCAGACAUCACAGUUCAACAUCUCAUGACGUAUCUCUUCAAUGCCGCCAUAAAAAUCAUAUCCAAAUCAUCUGCUUGGAUCAUCCUAGAUGAUGAAGGGAGUGUACUACUGAAGCUAGAUCACGGAGGACCAGUACAGAUUUCUUCCCAUCUGACGGAGGCGUUACCCGGGGUGGCUAACUGGCUGUUACAGAAAGGGGAUCUACAGAUAAACUGGUGUAGUGAUGUACAGUCGGGGCAUUCCCGCCUGACCUACUCCUUGGAUACAUCUGGAUCGGUGGUGGAUCCAGGUUCUUCUGAUCCAUGCCUGGACUUUCAGGUGGUUCCUAUCCACAAAUCCAACCUGUACGUGAUCAUCUACAAGCCCUCAUCCACAUGCCAUGCUGUGCAGACCAGCUGCUCCUGUACAGAGGUGUGCUCUGUUUGUGAUCAUCUACAGAAAAACAUUUGUCAAUGCCCCUGUAUGUGUUUCAGUAACUACCUGGACAGGUGCACUCACCAGAUCAACAAAACGGAGGGCUACAGACCCUGUCCUGGACCCCACAAACACUGGCAGAUGCAGUCAAUGGAGACCGGGAAGAAGUCGUCCUCUGUGAAGCCCUGUAAACCUGUGUGUACUGCUAUCUCCGGAGCAGCUGAGUGCCAGGCAACUAAGGGAUGUAACUGGUGUAGUGGUGGCCAUUACAAGAACCUCCCUCUGUGCUCAGAGAAGUGUGUCAAAGACAGGGUAGAAGUUCACUUCAGACUGCCUUGUGAACACGAUAGAUUGCUAAACUUUACUGCAAGAAGCACGGAGAUUUUAGACGUUGCUCAGAAGAGGUUGUCUCAGUUCAACAAAGCAGUCGUGCAACUUAAGAACAGCAGUAAUGACACAACCGGAGUCACUCUACUGGUGGGGACCCGUGAUGAGACGGAGAUUCCCCAGGGCUGGAUAAGCACACUCAGUGCACCGGUCCAUGUUGUUUGCAAUGAUUCCAGCAGAAAUAUCGUAUACAUCACGGGAUUUACUGAGUCCACAGAUGCAAGAGUAGAAUUCAUUGUGAGAACAGUGAAUUUAACAAGAGAGCUGGAGACUGCCUUAACUUUGAGAAAUUACAUCCAGAAAGUGGUUCAGGAGUUGGUGAAGAGAGUAACUGAAUUAGAUAUAGCAGACACAAUAUCAGGACUGUGGCUGGAGGAGGAUAAAAUAUCAUUUUGGUUAGAGAGGCCAAAGAAUUCGACACGAGGAUAUUUUGCAGCUCAGCUCCAGAAAUUAAAGCUUGUGAAUGACACAGAAUUGACUCUGCUGGACAGGAACGUGACCAUCAGUAAUGUCUCCGUAUCGGAGAGCUACAGUUCCCUGUGUCCUGCUGUGUGCGGUAGGAGCACAAGCUCCAGAGAUUGCCAAAAAGACAAGGACUGUUUUUGGGAUCGUAUGUACCAUGAAUGUACAGUGACACCUGUGUUACCUGAGAGGAUCCGGGCCAGUGUUUAUCUCCCCUGUCUUGGCCUGUACUGGAACGUAAGCAGUGAGGACGAACACCAGGUGCUUCAGGAGUUUGAAGAAGCCGUUAGAAACAUGACUGGCCUGUCUGACAAGGAGCUGCAUUCUUUUGAAGUCUUUGAGAGUAACAAAUCAAUAGGACAAGUGCUCAACUUCACUGUACAGGGCAUAAUGAACCGGAAUCGUGUAAGUGCCAUCUGGUGGGACCUACGGACACAACUAGACAGGGACCAUAACUUUACACUCACAGUGGGAAUUCGUUCCUAUCGCAGCAGUACUGAGCCAACUUCAGAUGAACAAAUCACAAAUAUGGAAAUAAAUGUGGAAUUUAUUUCUUUGGACACAGAGGAGAUUCUGCAGAACCAGCCAUUAACUGCCAGAAAAGUCAUAGAACAAGAAGUCGUUAAAAUGGCGAAAAAAACCUUGUCACCGAUGGUUGUUAAGACUAUUUCCAAUAUCGCAUUCAAAAAGAGUACAAUCCAGUUCAUGGUGUCAAAGUCACCACAAGAUCCGAGAGAUUUGUUCAAGGAGUACAGACAGUUCUGGGACACGGUAGAACAGGGUCAGCUGAACAUCACACUGUUCAACACCCAGUACACCGCUAACUCCACCUUCAUCAUCGGAAGCUUCGGGGAGCUGUGUCCCAGGCAGUGUCAUGACGGACAUACCGAGGCAGCAUGUUCCACUAUACCGGGAUGUUAUUGGUUGGAUCAGAGUCAGAAGUGUGCUGAUGAUGCACUACUACCAGAAAAGAAACAGGUCACAGUAGUGUUCCCGUGCUCUAAUUUUGAUGAACUAAUCUGUGAUGAGAGAAACAGAUCCCUGAUGAUGUUCAGAGAUGAAGUAGAUAAAUUUGUACAGGGUUUACCCACAGGAGCCAGGGCCCAUUCCUUUUCAUAUGGUGAUGAUUUUAAGAACAGUUUCACGUUCCUAGUUCAGGGGACAGCAAGACGAGCUCCGUUGUCGGGAAUUGUUGCCAACAUUUCCAAGUGGAUCAGUGCUGGACAGCUACAGCUGGUGGUCAACAACAGCCAUGUUAUUGGACAGGACGUUGAAGAUUUCAACAGUGUGGAGAUAGCUAUGCUCUUCCCCCAAGUUGAAUUUUCUGUGUUAGACCUCCAGCAGAGGAGGAAGCUGAAGGAGGGCUUGUUUCAUCAUCUGCGGAGCUACCUGUCGUUAGAUUUCUCUGUUAACAACAUUCAUAAUGUCUGGUUCGAUCAGAAGUAUGUCAUUUUUAAAGUGGAAAGAAACAAUUUGAACUCAUCAGUAAGCAAAGAGAUAGAGAAAUGGAAACAGGUGCUUCAGCUGAAGGCUUUCUCUAUGCAACUAGGACCAGAGAGACUGCAACCCGCAAAGAUGGUUUACCAGGCAAGCCUAGUGGGAUACUGUCCCAUAUCCUGCUUCAACAGUUCUAUCAACUCGCUGUGUAAAAGCACUCAAGGCUGUUUUUACAAUGGAAAGUGGAAUGUGGACCUUUGUCAUGAAAUGAAGCUGAUUUCAAACAGCUUUGUGUACCCCGUGUUCGUAGCAUGCAACAUUACCCAGGGGUUGAGCGCUUCGGAGAUAAUCGAGACGGAACAGGACCUUCGCACUAAGCUGGAGACAAUACUAGGGGAGGCGAAGGAGGUCCUGCAGGAUGCGAUCAUUACACAGGAAGGGGUAGAUGUUACUCUGCAUGCCACCAGUUUACAUCCACAUUUGGAGCUGUAUGUGGACAUGCUGGAGAAGGAAGCAGACUACACCAAGGGCUUCAGCUUUGGCCCUUUAGCAGACAGAAAAAAGUUUUCCCCUCGCAAGAAGGAAGAUUCAACAAAUGUAGAGGUGGUGCUGAAGUUCAGAAGCAUUGAUUUGGAGGCUUUACAGAACCUUCAUCUGACUACCAGACAGGAGAUCACAGAGGAUCUACAGCGACAGCUGGACGGGCUGCUGGUGGGGGAGGUGGCUCGGUCGUUUAAUCUCACCUGGAUACAUCAGGAUAGACUGUCAUUUGAGUUAAAAAAGUCGGCAACAAGUACAGUUAAUAUGGCCAAAGAGAUGGACAAAAUAUUGAACGCUGUUAAAAACAGUCAGAUCACACUCCAUAUUCACUACAUCAGACCCAUAGUGGCCACAGAGUUGUACACUGUCAGGACGUUUAAGGAACUCUGCCACGAGAAAUAUCGGGACUUUUCCUCCGUCCCACCGGUGAUGACAACUGUAGACAGUCUCAAUAUCUCAUUUACUUCAGUACCUACCAACAAGCCUGAACUGAUUGUGAUCUACAAUGCUUCAGAAAUCUCCUACACUGAGGCUCAAGCCAUCGUCAUAGAUACAGUGAACACCUGCUUAGUAGAGAUCCACUCCUGUGAAUACUGCAGCAGUCAUUUCUCCCGAGAUUCCUGUUCUUUUGAUGCACAAACUACUGCCAGCCCUGAAUCUACGACUUACAAGGCUGAUGUCACAACAACUGCACUCAAUCCGGAUGACCAGAUCAACUUUGGAGCGGUCACUAUUACCAUAAUGGUGACGUCUGGGUGUUUUCUAUGGGCACUGGCACUAUGGGCAGCAGAUUACGUGAGAAAGGCAACCACAAAGAAAUCAAAAUUCAAACGGAAAGCGAGAAGAACGGAGAUUGAGGAGACGCAGCAGUGAUUGUACGAUUGAAUAUCUGUACAAAUAAAAUACGUCAAAUUUG
Molecule: messenger RNA, 6132 nt
Organism: Ostrea edulis (European flat oyster)
Lineage: Eukaryota; Metazoa; Mollusca; Bivalvia; Ostreida; Ostreidae
Exons: 43
Coding region: 198-6089 (1963 amino acids)
Cellular component (GO): voltage-gated calcium channel complex
Molecular function (GO): voltage-gated calcium channel activity
Source: RefSeq, a predicted model, not a curated record